AUGAACAUUGAUGAAUUUGCCUUGUCGGAGUACGAAGCAGAGAAGCCAAAGGACAAGACAGACACCGGAGAUAAGAUGGACGACGACGAGACAUUCGAGGAACCUGACGAGUCCUUCUCGGCGAAGACACGGAGGGUCGAAAGAGCAUCAUAUCUCUCUGAUCAGCCUAUCGGCAUUUUUCAUUGUUUUCCCUCCAGAUACCACUUUGAGUGGAUCGGAAAGGAGAAGUUUUCACUUUCCGCUCCGUGUCUAUCGGGGGUCAUGUGGAUAGUCAGGGGGGUACAACGAGACCCUGAAACUCACGGUGAUGCUUCUGACCUGCCACACCCCGCGAUACGCCAUUUGGUCGGGUCUCUUGUCCUCGACGAAGAGUUUCCCAAGACAGCGUCGGGUCAAUAUCAUGUUUACCAGCCGUUAUUUGAACAGGUUAUCUUCCUACAGUCGGACAAAGAUGUCACAACUCCACUGCCGCUGUCAUUCCCCUACUUUCAUGGUGACUGGGCAGUGCUGAUUGACAAUCAGUUGCGGAUUGACCAGAAAGCGUGGGGCAUGAAGGUCGAGGAGACAGGAACUCACGAUGACGAUGACAACGACAACGAUAACGACAACAACAACGACGAAGACGAUGACGACGAUGACGACAACGAUGAAGACGAUGAUGACGAUGACGACAACGACAACGACAACGACAACAACAAAGUCAAGGGUGAAGGUGGAGGGUUGAGUUCCCAAAAAAAGCUAAGAGAAGAGAACGCCGGAAAGGGCCUCUCGAGCAAAGCGGGCCCGAAAGGCAAUGUAGGGGGCAGCUCGAGCAACGCAGCCCAGAAAGGCAAAACAGCGGCUAGCUCAAGUAAGGUGGCCCAGAAAGGCAAGGCGGGUAGCUCGAGCAAGGUGGUUCAGAAAGACGACGAUGAUGGCGACGACGAUGAUGCCGACGAUGACGACGAAUAG
Messenger RNA from Morchella importuna, 951 nucleotides. RefSeq lists its product as uncharacterized. The coding region runs from base 1 to 951 and encodes 316 amino acids. Lineage: Eukaryota; Fungi; Ascomycota; Pezizomycetes; Pezizales; Morchellaceae. The transcript is spliced from 4 exons. The record is from RefSeq and is a predicted model, not a curated record.